AUGGACAAAGAUUGCGACAUGGUUUAUAAAAAUAUUUCUGACCUUUACAAAUCCGAAGAAUUUAAGACAUACGAUAACUUUGUUUCAUUAGUUGCAAAAUGUGUAUGGCAGAUAAGAGAUAAAGAUAGAAGAGGUAAAGUAUGGAAUGAACAAAUAAGACCCGCUAUGUUUGAGAUGAAGAGAGCAAUUGACGCUUUAGUUAUUUUAGCUGGUAAUGUUUCAAUGUAUAACGCAAAAACGAUGCCGCAAUGUUCAAAAUGUAAAGCAGCAAUAAGAAAAUAUAACUACUCAGUCAAAGAGAUAGAAAGAAUGCGAAACGACUAUGCAGACUUAAAGAAAGAAGCAGAAAAGCCAGCAGAAGAUAAAAUGGAUAUGUUGACAUUUCUUAAUAAAAACUAUCCAACAGCAGAAGAUUUCCUUUUAUCUGACGUCAAGAAGAAGUAUAAAGAAACCUUCGGCAUUGUUAAAACAUUCGAUGUACUAAAAGAAGAAAUAGAGGCUACAAAAUUGUUUAGGAUUUCAAAUAUACAUCGUACAAUUCAUGUAAAACGCUUGUGA
Molecule: messenger RNA, 558 nt
Organism: Trichomonas vaginalis G3
Lineage: Eukaryota; Parabasalia; Trichomonadida; Trichomonadidae
Product: organellar and viral DNA polymerase type B
Exons: 1
Coding region: 1-558 (185 amino acids)
Source: RefSeq, a predicted model, not a curated record